Molecule: messenger RNA, 1227 nt
Organism: Carcharodon carcharias (great white shark)
Lineage: Eukaryota; Metazoa; Chordata; Chondrichthyes; Lamniformes; Lamnidae
Product: tetraspanin-32-like
Exons: 8
Coding region: 134-865 (243 amino acids)
Cellular component (GO): membrane
Source: RefSeq, a predicted model, not a curated record
AGGCUGCGACGGAACACUCGUUCUGAGCUGAACCACGCUGGGCUCCCUUCGCUCUGAGUGACAAGCUGGCGAAGGACAGCCCACAGCCUCAGCCAAGUUUAGAAAGUUAGAGAAAGUCGAAGUAGCUGCAACAAUGAGGAUCGGGUGUCUGCUUAAAGCCACAAAGUACCAGCUCCUGGGCACCAGUUUCACCGUCAUGUUCCUUGGAGUUGCAGUUGCUGCAAUGACCUUGUGGAUCUCCUGCAGUGAUGAGUUUAUUGUUAUCCGCAGUAUCACCAUUGAAACCAACCGAUACGCUAGACUUCAUGAUCUUGCUGCAUACAGUGGCCUGUCCACCAGUGUCUUUCUCGCUCUCCUGGGAAUUAUCUGUCUGAUUGGAAUCAUAAAGGAAUCAGAAUACUUGCUCAGUGUGGUACUGUUCUGUUUUGCUCUCCUGUUUUGUGGAGUGGUACAGAUGAUGUAUUGGAGGUCUACUUAUAAGCAGCUGGUAGAGAAUGCAGUGAAGGACGUGUAUGAUUUUCUAUAUGAUGAUUUCACAAGAAACAGCUCCGAUCAUUCAAAACAGGAUUUGAUAGCCAUUCACUCAACAUUUCUUUGCUGUGGAAAAAACUCAACAUUCAGCCACUACAACCCUGUUGAGAAUGAAACGUGCUUUGCAGAAGGCCCUCCUCUAAAGGAUUGUCUUCAGGCAGUGGAGGAUCAGAUCACUGGCCUCAUGGCUAUUGUUGAAGCACUGAUGGUGUUGCUGGGAAUUGUCACGGUUUAUGGAAUGAUCCUUGCUGCCUUCCUCUGCUUUGCUGGUUGCUUGACCGUGAGUUGGCACACGAAAGGGAAGUACAAGGUGGCCAACAGUAGUGAGCACUGAGCUGGAAUCAGAAACUAGGAGCUGGUUGGACAGAAAGAAACACCCUGUGAACUGAGCUUUCCUGAUACUGUGAAAGAUGUCUCCCCUCUCAGAUUUCAGAUUCUCUUUGCACUGAAGUAUCUUACAUUCUCAUUCUGAAGGAAGGCAAAUGAAUGCAUAUCUACUUCACUCAAUCUAUUGUGAGCAAAUCCCCAGAUCUACCUUCUCUCUCCACUGCAUUGUGCCUGCAGAUUCUGCUUUUAAAGUGCACUAUGCUUUGCAUCAUGCUGUUGUAGCAAGAAACUUUGAUAUUGUGAUUCUGCGACUAUGUGAUUCCUUUUUAAAAAUAUAUAAUUUUAAAACAAAAUGAUUUUAAAAAUGAA